Molecule: messenger RNA, 1017 nt
Organism: Hypomesus transpacificus
Lineage: Eukaryota; Metazoa; Chordata; Actinopteri; Osmeriformes; Osmeridae
Gene: emd
Product: emerin (Emery-Dreifuss muscular dystrophy)
Exons: 6
Coding region: 237-503 (88 amino acids)
Source: RefSeq, a predicted model, not a curated record
CACACACACACACACACGUUCUCCCUCAAUCACAGUCACACACAAUGAAGUCCAGAAGACUUCUCAGGUUUUAAAUGUUGCAACAAUCACUUGAAUAUCAUGAACACUUUUCAUAAACUAAUUCAUUUAGCGGGAAUCUCCAUGAUCAUCCUUUUUAAUAAAUGUGAGUGACACAACCGAAAAAGCCAACGCCCAUCCGGUAAAAUGACAAGGACUACAAGACUCGUGCCCAUAAUAUGAACAGAGUCGCGUGGCUCCGGGUGCUGAAAACUAGAAAGAAGAGCGACCAGGAAAUCAUCCAGCUGCUGAAGAAGUUCGGCAUCAAACAUGGACCUCUUGUCGGCUCUACACGUGGUCUGUAUGUGAAGAAGCUGAAGGAUGUGAUGGCCAAACCUGAUGUUUCUCCUGACAAGACGUUCUACAGAGAGGAAGCGGAGGAAGUGACCUAUAUACACUAUCAUACACCAGUGAGAGAUGAAGGAUAUGGAGAUAUCUCCAGAUGAAACGUUUCCAAGUAUGAAGAUCUCCCUGAUGAACACUUUGGCCAUGACACAGAGUGAGUCCACCACUGUGUGUGUGUGUGUGGUAGCAUGUGUGUGUGUGCGUGUGUGUGGUUGCAUGUGUGUGUGUGUGUGUGUGUGUGGUAGCAUGUGUGUGUGUGCGUGUGUGUGGUUGCAUGUGUGUAUGUGUGUGUGUGUAAUAUCUCAUCUCCAUGCUUGAUCAGGCCCCAGAGCACCCAGGCAGCCUAUCACAGCACUCCACUUUCCAAAGUGCCAAUCACAAAGGCUGCAGGGGGCAUUUCCUUGUGGCUGUGGCUGCUCCUAUUGGCUGUGCUGGCAGCCUUCCUGUACUUCAUUUACUCCAGCAUGGAGGCCAACACAGAAAGCCCGUUUGGACCAGGACGCAUCCACGAAUAGUCCUCUCUCUCUUUCUCUUCUCUUUCUUCUUUCUCCUUACCUCUCAUUAUCCCUCCCUCCUCUCUCUCUCCCUACCUCUCAUUAUCCCUCCCUUUCCUCU